Messenger RNA from Entrophospora sp. SA101, 840 nucleotides. The record is from the annotation of a GenBank genome assembly. NCBI's taxonomy places the organism in Eukaryota, Fungi, Glomeromycota, Glomeromycetes, Entrophosporales, Entrophosporaceae.
AUGCCUGAUGCUGAAAAUUUUAAUGUCUUAAAAUAUGGUGCAGAAGAGUCUGACUAUACACUAGUAACUGAUGUGGAUGAUGUAAAAUCAUACAAUUACUCAUCAUCAUCGUGUAAUAAAAUUCCUUCUAUAGAAAAUCUUGGCGUGUCAAAGGACUUAAAUGACGCAAUUGAUCUAAUAGACAAUGACAUUCGCAUAUUGGGUAAUUUCCCAUUAUUAUGUCGUGUUUGUACACUAUUAUUAGCCAAUAAUCGAAUUAAUCGACUAGAUCCACAACUAUUUGAAUUUCUACCCAACCUUACUACUUUAGUUUUAACAAACAACAAUAUAAUGGAAUUACCUGAUUUGCAACCAUUAAAUGGAAUUAAAAGAUUACAAUAUAUAAGUUUACUGGAUAACCCAGUAACCAGGAAACAAUGGUAUCGAAGUUGGGUGAUUCGGAAGAUCCCUAGUAUUAGAGUUAUAGAUUUCAAAAGAGUUCGUGAUAUGGAACGUAAAGAAGCCAAAAAAUUAUUUGAAACAACAAAAGGUGAACCAACCUCACUUGCAAAAUCUAUAUCAGAAACAAAUUCAAAAAUUAUUGAAUCUGGUGAAGAAGAACAAGCUCAGAUAAAGGCCAUUCGUAAUGCCAAAACUUUGGAAGAAGUUGCCCGUCUUGAAAAAUUGUUACAAUCUGGUCAUAUUCCCGGUUCAAAUAAACCUUCUGCUAACAAUGAUGUAAAACAAAAUUCUGAUGCGGAAUCUGUUAAUAAUACAAUAAUGCCUGAUGCUGAAAAUUUUAAUGUCUUAAAAUAUGGUGCAGAAGAGUCUGACUAUACACUAGUAACUGAUGUGGAUGAU